AUGGCCCGGGCCUUCCUUUUGAGCGACGAGCUGCGGAUCUGGGCCGGGGAGCACAUGAAGUCCAUCUCGCUUUCCAUCUGUCAGGUAGCUCCUCAGAAGGAUUCGUGGUCUUGUGGCCACAGGGUCAUCGCGAGUGCAGAUCUAGUGCUCCAGCAUCUCGCUGCAUCCGGUAGCCUGCCAAAGUCACUGCAAGGCCCCUCCUCGGAAGACAUCGCACAGUUCAUGGCGCCUGCCUCGUCUGCAUCAGCAUCAGCAGCAGCAGCACCUGCUGCGGCUGGGAAAGCUGCGAAAGGCACAGAGUCUGGGCCAGCAGGAGCUUCCGACUCGGAGUCCAGGAUCUUGUCCACCCUGGCAUCAUCUGGCGAGGCUGAGAUAGCACCGAGCACGCCGAAGCGGCAGAAGGUCCACUCAGGAAAGGAGCCAAUAUCCCCUCCACCUGUGAGUCCUGCAGUCUCUCGUGUGCCUCGCCGAGGGAAAGCGGAGCGCCGUGCCAGAAGCAAAGCAGGGAAGGAGCAGGAGCCAGCACCGAAGAAGAUGAAAGCCAGUGAGUGUCCUGUGAGCCAUCCUGUCUUCCAGAAGAAGCACUGCCUGGCGGACAUGCCUGCUGUGGGGGGUCACUGGGGCAUCUUCUUGCAGGCCUGCGCAGACCCUUCCAUGAUCAUAGCUUGCCCUGUCUGCUGCGACCUGCUCAAAGAAGUGCGGCCAGAGACUGGCAGUGCCGGCGGAGCAAGCGACGCUGGGAUGGGUGGGAACCAGGUUGUGCCGGCUGCCGAUGCUGCUGAAGAGAGGGAGGAUGCAGACUCCAGCUCGGGUGAGCCGGAGGGGAAACGGAGAGCCGGACGGCGUCGCAAGGGCGAAGUGCCCUCCUGGUGCCUUCAGUGCCUUCAUGCUUGGGUAAAGGCUCGGCGGCAGGAUGUGUAUGUGCAGACCGACCGGAGCUAUCAGAAGUCUGCCACGUACUACUGCAGACCCUGUGGCAAAGAGAUCCAGUUUCAAACUGCCACAUGCAAGAAGAAGAUCCUGAGACACGAGGCGUACAAGACACACAUCCAGGGUCUCGCAAAGUUGAGGGGCACUUUGGUCCAGGCCCCUAGCCGUGCGGGUGCGGCAAUUGUUGCCUCGGACACCUCGCAGCCGUGCUCGGGAAUCCUGGCCUCAAAGCAUGCACUGCACGAGAGCAUCACCCUCUUCGUCCAGCACGGCCAGCCGCGAAUGCACUAUGCCAAAGGAGAAACCGACCCCCUGGAGGCCAUCCGUUUCGAGGUCCUCAGCAGCGACAUCAGCAUCCGGCAUGCCAAGUGCUUGGGGGUAGUGGGGCAGUCCAUGACGGCCUGCUCCGAGUGUGUGCAGGCCUCCAAGGCCAAGAGUUUCAAGCUGGCAGUGGCAAAGCAGGCCUACGUGAUCGACCUUUGCAUGCUGACUCACCACUGCUACCACAGCACGGCCCAGGAGCUGGAAGAGUUCAGAGCAGCCUUACCCGGUCGGGACUAUCAGCUGGCGGGCCUGGCCGGUCAAGACCUCGAUCGGUACCUGCGGAUCAAGAACAACCUCGAGGUAUGCCGUGCCAUCGCAUCCAAGUUCGAGUGUACCCCUGCAUGGCGUGUCUCAGAUUCGCUGCGUAGGCUCUUCGAGCUAUGGUUGCACAGGCCACAUCGGUCGCAUAGCACGGACACGGAGGCCGAAGCACACAGCUCCCUCGUACGGGGCAUGGCUGCUUCGCUGGUUGCUGGCCGCUGCAGAGAGAAAGACCUGGUCCUAGCAGCCCGUGUAGCGGCUGGGGCGCUCAGGGCAGACGUGAUCGUGCAGAGUCUCUGCACAAGCUUCCUGUCCAAAAUGGUGAAAGGACUCCGGGACGUGAGGCAAAAAACUACAGGGGAGUUUACUGACUACGAGGUGUUGUCGGAGUCUUUGACCACACUUGGACGGCAUGAGGAGGUAGUCAACUUGUUGAAGACCUUCAAGGUGAAUCCCAAAAAGCUGAAGGUUCUCUCCCUGCACAACGACCGCUAUCCUCUGCCUUACGCCUGCUUGUCCAACAAGGCCCAGAUCCGUGAGAACUGCCUCCGUGCUGCCAGCCACCUCCGCAAUGUCCGUGGCUUGACAAUGAACGGCGAUGGCACCCUGCAGGAUGCCUGGGAUCCGGACCAGGACUACAGCAUCUUGGACCCUGCAUCCCACGACAAGCACUCCUUGCCUGCUGAUCGGCUCGCCAAGCUGGCGAUGCACGUGUGUAUGCAGAGAUGCGACAAUCGCAGUUGGGUGUUCGACAUCCUCGUGGUGCCGCGAGCACCAGCAGCUGGCAAAGCAUGCACUGCGAGUGAGACCUUGGAGAUGGUUGCAGAUGUCUUCCAGGAGGCCACGACCGCUGCCGGCGGUGUUGCACCACAUGGCCUGGCCUUUGAUGGGGGCUCCAACAACCAGCGACUGCUGCAGAUUUUCCUUGGCCACUCCGACUUGCGUCUGCAGGAAUCUCUACCCUUCUUCAAGGACUGUGUGAUCGAUGACAUGCUGCAGCAGCUGCCCUUUUGGCCGCACCGCUUCCUCCGGCACGACCAUCGCAUUCUGGUAGCCUUCAACGGUGCAUACCACUAUCAGAAGCGGUACAGCCUGGCCCACUUAGCUGGAUGUAGGAAGAUCCGACAUGGAGCCCUAUUCGCAGACCUGAGCAUCGAACUCUGCAGUGGGCUACCUCACUCGGCGUAUCUGGUCAGCGAUGCGCAGAGUGAUCUUGCUGCAGCACAGAGGAUGUCCACACCAUUCGUGGGCCGGCAGUGGCAAAGCCCCGGCGUGUUGCUCCACGCAUUCGUCGGAGCUCUGAUCUGCUCGUGCACUACCGCCAGCCCAGGCUUCAGUCGAGAAGACCUCUGUCUGAACGCAAUGUCCGCGAUGUACCUGCUCCUGUUGCACCGUGCCGAAGCCGCCAGGCAGUGGCCUGAAUGGGCAGAGCGGAAUCGCAAGAGUCUCAGUGACAUCACCGUCAAGAACGGAGUAGCCCUCAUGCACUUCGUCGUCGUCGCUUGCUUGUGCGACGAUACGGAGCCGCGCAGCCUUCAAGAACUUGCCAUUGAACAUCAUUUCGGACGACUGAAGGUGCUUCAGCUCAGCCGGAUGCCAGAAGCUGCCCUGCAAGAACGCUGCUCAUCCUUUGCCCGGCCGGCCUUGGAUAUGGACACCUUGAAGAACAUUGCCAAAAAGGCACUCCGUACGGCUCUUGAGUUCCAAUGCUUCAUCUCUGUGGACACUGCCCCAAGCGAGCUGUAUGGCGACUUCCAGAAGUGGUGGAGAAAGCAGGGCAUGGAUCUGUUUCGGAGUCCCGAUGCGGCGGCCAAUGCUUUCGAUCUCUUUGACAUCACGCCCGAACUCGAAGAGGACCUCGAGCCCCCGGCAGUGGGUGACACCAAGGAGCAGCGAGCGGCGACAGAGGUCUUGCAUCAAGUACAAGACCGAGCUCAGCUCAUCGCGGACAUCAAGGCCAUGGAGAACCCAGAUGCCCAGGAUAUCCAGGAUGAGGCGGGCAAGGAGGAUGAGGAGAAGCAGGUGGUGCCCCAGCAGGCUGACAAGGAGCCACAUGAGUCACCUCCUGAGGCGGUUGCCGCGGUGCCCACCAGCCUCAGCAACGUGCUGCAGGCAGCAAAAGUGAACGGCGGGGAUAUCUUCGACCUGGAUUCCGCCAGUGCUGCGGGACAGACGGCCAUGCUCCAGCGGGUUCUCCACAUGUCGGGCUUCCUGCGAUCUUUCAUUCGGCAUGCCAGAGCCCAGGAAGGACUCCUGUCCUUGAGCACUUUGAACUCCCAGCCUGCACCUCUCAACAGCUGGAACGAGCGGGAGCACCAGCUGGCAAUUGCCAGGCGAGCAGCCAAUGUUAGCCAGGUGCGACUCUCACGUGCACAGGCCUGGCAGAGCAGCCAACAGAGACUCGCUGUCGAUGUCCGUCCUCGCAACAGUCUCGCAACAGAGGCCGAUCCGGGCCUCUCGCCGCCCACCACGUAUUUUCCUUGUGGCAAAGAUCGCUUCCAGAUCGUGGCACACCUCUGGGGAGGCCAAGUGGGCAUCGGCCUGAUCCUGACCGUGUUUCGUGGAGCCUUGGUCAAAAAGCCUAACUCGUCGGAGUUGACAGUUCGCACUGCUCGCCCGUUCCCAGAUGAUCUCCCAUGCGCAUCUACACGAAUGGUCCACAUUGCGGGUUGCAUCUUCAAUCCGACGACGGCCGAGUAUGCUACCUCCUGUGCGGAGUUGUGUAUGCUCUGUGAACCAGUGAACUGCAUCUACGGUGAACUGUCUCUGGCAGCAUGGAGAUCUACGAAGACACAGCUGCUGUUCCGGCUCACCCCUGCCGCAGCUGCCGCACUGAAGAUCCUGCAGGCAGAGAAAAAGCUUCCCAUCCAACCGAUCCCGGAAACUACCGAGCAAACCGAGGAGGACACUGCUGCACCGGCUCCUGCUAUGUCCGAGCCCUCCGAUCUGCAGUUCAAUGAUCGAAGCUUCAUGUGCCAGGGACUCGCACAGGCCACUUCCAAGUUUCUGCUGGCCCUGGAGGAGUGUUACCGGAAGAAGGGUUUCGCAUUUGUGGAUGCCUCUACCGGACUGGUGCAUUUCGAGAAGGUGAAGAGCACUCCGUGGAAGGACCUCGUCCAGCGUGUGCCUGGCUUCCUGCAGGUGGAGUUCGCCGGCCUGCAAGGGCAUCGCUUCAGCCGAGCCGUGCACUCCAAGUUCAGCCAGCUGCUCCCGACCAACGGCCCCGAGAGCGUGAAAGCCCUCAAGGUUUUCCUGGGACUCGUGGCGUCAAAGGCCGAGGAAUUUGGGGAGGAAUACAUCAAAGAGCAGCAGGUGGAGGCGAGAACCUUUCUCGGCAACCUUUCACCUUGGCCUCAGAUGUUCAAGGGCUUGGGAGUCGGGUUUCAACUCGCCACAUGGGUGAGGCAAGACGGCCUCAUGCCGGCCGCAUUCGGACCUCUGAACACGUUCCACAAGACUGUCGUUUCCGGAGGCAUAAGGCACACUUCCUUCCAUUCUCAACGGACCAUCUUCGACGCUCACUCGGCCUACGGAGGACACGAGGACUCCACGGCCAACGCAGCCUGUCAAGCCAAGACCUUCCCUCUCGUAUCCCCAUCGCAUCGAGAUCCGAUCCUACGGGUGCCGGACAAAAUGGGCAACACGCCUCUCCACUACGCUGCCAAGAGCGGUUUCAAUGAGAUGGUAAAGAUGCUACUUCCCAGAAGAGCGGCCAUCGACGGGAAGAACAGAAACGGCUGGACGCCCCUGCACUGGGCCUGCGCCACCGGCCACUCUGAUGUUGCGACGACUCUCAUCGCUGCCAAGGCAGCUGUGGCCAUACAGGACCUGGAUGGCCGCACAGAGGCCAUGUGGGCGGCGAAGCAUGGCCAUUCUGAAGCGCUGGCCGUCCUUCUGGAUCGAGGUUUCGACCUGAACAUCUGCGAUAAGUUCGGCAUGGCGGUGGCCGAUCAUGCGCAAGACCACCUGGAGUUGCGCAUGUCCCUGCUUGAGGCAGAACAGAGGAACCAGCAGCUUCUACAGGCAGCACAGCGUGGCAGCAAAGACUCCGCGGUCGAGGCUUUGGAAGAAGGCGCCUACGUCGAUGCCCGGGACGAGCAGGGGUGGACUGCUUUGGUUUGGUCGAUGAUGGGUUGUUGUGUUGACCUGGUCAUCGUGCUUGCCCAGCACAGCGCCGACCCGAACGUGCUGAACGAGUGCUCCGAGGUGCUCGAUCAUCUUCAGCUCCAGGGAGAUCAGGUGCGUCAUGCCCUGGAAGCGGCUCUGGCGGGUGGCCUCGGGGCCGGGGAGCGACUCUUGGCCGCGGCGCGGAACAACAACUUCCAGGUUGUGAAGGUCGAGCUCGAAGUUGGCGCUCAGGUGAACAGUCAGACAAGGGAGCAGCUCUUCACCAGCCUCAUCUUCGCUGCAGCGCAUUGCAACUACCAGGUGCAGCGGCGGUUGCUUUUUUGA
Messenger RNA from Symbiodinium sp. CCMP2592, 5967 nucleotides. NCBI's taxonomy places the organism in Eukaryota, Dinophyceae, Suessiales, Symbiodiniaceae. The record is from the annotation of a GenBank genome assembly.